UCCUUAAUUCUCAUAUUAAUUAAUGAUUUUCUUGAGUCAUUCAAAUCCGACUCAUAUUACUAAUUGUCACUAACUAAGAUCAUCUUCAGAAUACAACUAUUAACUCAACCCUUCGCAGUGUGCUUCACAAAUGUCCAACUUAGCUUUAAAAAGCUCAAACAUAAUUACUUCUUUUUCCCCUCAAUACUUUCUCCUUAACUUAUCCUUUCACUAAACCAGUUUUUACUCCAAUAACCUAAAGGUUAUCUUACAAAUGUCUUUGUAAUGAAAAUGUCAGUUAAAAAAGUAAAUUUGAAUCUUCUCUUAAAAAUAAGAGUUAACCUUAACCCAACAACAGUUGUGAUGUAGACCCAGAGAAGUAAACUUGUAAACCUUUCUUACUGUUCAAUAAAUUUUUGCCUCAAACCAACAAGAUUUACAUUUGAAUCACCAUUCUUUGGAUCUUUCUCUUUGUAAAUUGUGCUUCAUUUUGAUUCAUUGAAUGGAUAGAAUUACAAACUGGACUUUUUCAACUUAUCUAACACCAAAUGAAACCAACAAUUCAAAUUUCCACCUUGAUUUGAGAGAAAACAUUGCAUCGUUUGAUCGCAUCUUUGAAAUAAAGACAGAGUUAGCUCUGUUAAUCGCUUAUUUAACAUUAUUAAUUUUCGGUUUCGUCUCUAAUGCCAUCAUUAUCCUAUUGUUUUGUGCAACCAACUUUAAUCAAAGGGAAUCCAGAAGUUUAUUGUUUACCAAUUUAGCGCUUUCGGAUGCCAUUUACUGUCUCUUCUUUUGUCCUUUCACUUUGCAUAAUAUUUUAAGAAAAAGUUGGCCUUUUCCGGAACUUUUGUGUAAAAUUGUGCCCACCUUUCAGAGUAUCUUGGUUUUUGUAUCAAGUGGAACCAUAACUUCAAUAAGUAUUCAGCGAGCCUUUAUCAUCACUGGUUUCCAGUCCAAUCCUCCAGCAUCAACUCAUUGUUGCUCUACUCAUCACCAGUCACAAUUUCAAUCAUAUAAACAUUAUUCCUUUUCACCUUCAGCCUCGUCGCCUUCGUCAACGCCCUCGUCGUGCUAUAAAAGUAAAAUUUCAUCGCCUCUCAAUGCAUCUUCAUUGUUUUCAACUUCACCGUCUACUUCUUCAUCCUCAUCUUCGUCAUCUUUAACGGCUUCACCAUUAGUCAACUGGAUUCGUUCAGAUAUUAUUUUGUUGACCUUAAUCUGGAUUACAGCCAUCACUUUAUCCUCGCCAAUCUUUAUUUAUCAAACAGUCCACCAUAUCAAUCUGAUUGAUACUCACACAAUACCCAUUUGUGGUGAACUCUGGCCUCCUCAUGGUCGUUCUUUUUAUACACUGGCUCUUAUCUUGAUCCAAUGGGCUUGUCCCUUGUUAACCAUGAUCCUUUGCCAUUACAAGGUUGACUCCUUUCUCCGUCAUCAUAUGGAGACUCGGGUCCGUCUCAUGUGUUUCAAUGAUAUGGAUUCAAAACAAAAGGGUAACCUUUUUUACUCCAAACUGGUUUCAACUAUUUUGACCAAACGCGAUAUCAGGGAUAAAUUGAAACGAAAUACAAAGGUGACUCGAGCCUUGUUCAAAAAUACAGUCAUCUUUGGUUUAAUCUGGUUACCACUUAAUCUGACAAAUUUAUAUUUUGAUUUCCUUCCCGAUGACAAUAGUUACCAAUUGUCAACCACAACAAUCUAUUUAAUACAAGCAAUUAGUCAAACGAUUGCUGUUCUCUCACCAAUAAGCAAUGCUUACCUUUACUUUUGGUCCAAUACCAAUAUAAGGAAGCAAGUUAAAAAAUAUUAUUUAUUUAAUCGUUUUACAGGAAUCAAGACCAAACCAUUGAUCAAAUAAUCCAUGGUAUAAACCAGAAGCCAAACACAGAAACAAUUUCAACGAGCUAAAGCAUAGUUAAAAAAAAAUAAUCUGACAAAGAAAGUGAAACAAUGUGAAAAAAGCGGUUAAAAAGACGAAUUAAAAUUUUAAUUAAAAAAAUGGGGUAGAGAGGGCAACACUUUUAACAGCCUUUAUUUUAAACAAUUAAAGGGUGUCUGUCUAACUCUGAUCAGACGUCUAAAUUCAUACUAAAUUUAAUUGGUUUGAGAUAACCAGUGAAAAGAUAAGGUUAGCCACAUUCAACACCACCUUUUGGUCAAAAUAAUUAGACAAU
This is a messenger RNA of Tetranychus urticae (two-spotted spider mite), 2153 nucleotides long. The record is from RefSeq and is a predicted model, not a curated record. NCBI's taxonomy places the organism in Eukaryota, Metazoa, Arthropoda, Arachnida, Trombidiformes, Tetranychidae.